Synchiropus splendidus (mandarinfish) is the source of this 2051-nucleotide messenger RNA. RefSeq names its product nuclear casein kinase and cyclin-dependent kinase substrate 1a (gene nucks1a). Gene Ontology annotation, cellular component: cytoplasm. The record is from RefSeq and is a predicted model, not a curated record. The transcript has 8 exons. NCBI's taxonomy places the organism in Eukaryota, Metazoa, Chordata, Actinopteri, Syngnathiformes, Callionymidae. Bases 274 to 1194 code for a protein of 306 amino acids. Gene Ontology annotation, molecular function: double-stranded DNA binding; single-stranded DNA binding. Gene Ontology annotation, biological process: double-strand break repair via homologous recombination; interstrand cross-link repair.
UAGGGCCCACCUCCCACUAGGCCCCGUUUGGUUGCGCACAGGCUGCAGUUUCAGUUUGUUUUAUUCACCAUUUUGUGACGCUGUAGGUGAAAAAAGAAUAUUUGCGUUUGGCGGCGAAGGCACCAGCACGCGGUUCUUUUUCAGCCGUUUGCUCGGACAGGGGAGUUGUGCGUGGCGCUUGCUCCCUCGGCGGGAAUCUGCGUGUCUUGGCCGUGCUUUUUUUCUUGGCUGCCCUUUCUUCCAUCCUGAACCGCUCCAGCACAUCCCCGCACCAUGGCCCGACCAGUCCGGAAUAGAAAAGUGGUGAACUACUCACAGUUCAACGAGUCUGACGCAGACGAGGAGUAUGGUGAAGACAAGCCGAAGAAAGUGCGAGCAGCCCCUCGUGAGCCCAAGCACAAGCGCUCGAAGAACUCGCAGGAGGACAGUGAAGACAGCGAUGGCAAGCUCUCAAAGUCCAAAAAUGAUUCAGCAGAUGACUUUGGCAGUGAGGAGGAGGAGGAGGACAAUGACUUUGGAGAGGAGGAAGAAGAAGAUGAAGAUGGAGGAAGUGACUAUGAAGAGAAGAAAGGAAAGAAGAUGAAGAAGGCCAAGAUAGAGAAGCCCAGCAAGAAAACUCCCAAGAGGAAACGAGCUGCAGAUGACAGUGAUGACGACAGGGAUGUGAGUCGGAAGCGUACAGUGCGUCAGGCAGCCACCAAGGCUGUGUCCAAACAGAGGGAGAUUCUGCUGGGAGACGGUGGUAGUGAGGAUGAAGAACAUGAAGAUCCCGAGGAAGCUUACCUGGAUCCUGACGAGUCUGGCAGCGACGAGGACUUCAUGGUGGAGGACGAUGAUGACAGCGAUUAUGGUCGCUCCAAGAAGAAGAACAAAAAGGUGAUCCGUCGGGGGCGGCCUGAGAAGAAGGAGAAGAAAUCCCCCAAACCCCGGCUAAAGGCCACAGUGACCCCCAGCCCCAUGAAAGGCAAGGGCAAGGGUCGCCCCAGUGGCAAGGCUGUGGAGAAGAGCUCACCCAAAGAGGAGGAAGAGGAGGAGCCCGAGAGUCCAGUGGAGGAGGAAGAGGAGGAGGCCGAGAAGAAAGAGGCUUCUCCCGACAACAAGACGACAAAAGAGGCCCCAGGAGGAGGAGAAGAGGAGGAGGAGGACGAAGAGGAAGAAGGCUCGGAGGAGGAGGCGCCCUCUGGAGAAGACUAGACCAUGGUACCCCACCCUCCACGUUUCCUCCCAGGUUUUGUUUUGGGUUGUUUUGUUCUUUUGUUUCGCCCAUCCUUUAUUUUAAGGUUCUCUUGGUCUGUGGUGGCCUGGUCUGGCCUGGUGGACUUUUCUCAUUUAGCUCCCCCACAUCUUCAGUCCGGACCCGGUCGGUCCCUCACUGUAGGUCGUGUGAUCGUGCGCAUGCUCAGUUCUGCUCUCCACCGCUGUAGACUUCCGUCCUGGUUUGGCCCCCGGCGCGCGCGUCUCUGUUACAGGAUCUCUUGGUGUCGCGCCGUGUUUGGAGGCCAGUGUGGACGGGGGCCUUUUAAAAAGACAAAUAUCCUUUUAACAGUGGCAAAGUUAGGUCCCUGCAAAGUUGAAGCUCCAUUUUAGAUGUUUUAUUUUCCCCGCGCAGUCCUGAGCUCGUGUUGUGUCGCUGUCCCGCUGCAGACGGAAACCAAGGCAGGUUCAUUUGACACGUCAGACUGGCAACUCAAACUGUGACAAGACAGACAGCUUCUGUGUUUUUGUGUUGACUGUGUUUGGGGUAUCUCCUGUAUGAAGACCUCGGCUUGGUUUCGCUUGUUUCUUCUCUCUUCAGCUGCCUUGCUCUUUUCAAGUCAUUCACAUCAGGAUGUUGCAUCUUCAUCACCACCUGGUACCAGGCGCCACCUAAAUCAGGCUUCUUCUUUUUUUUGUCAAAUGCAAGAAUAGAAUUUUGUUUUUUUCUUUCAAGUCCAAAACAAGAAUGUUCGUUCUCCCGUUUGAUUCAUUGUUCUAAUUCUCUUUCAGAUCUUUUGUAAUGUUUGUUUUUUAAGAAAAGAAAUAAAAUGUAUCUUGAUUUUAAAGAAAAUGUC